ACGUCACGGGCCGCGAGUUCCUUUUCCCCGCCCCCUUUCUCCUAAUUUAGAUCGGCUCCGCCCUUUUGUCCUCUUUCCCCCUUUCCACCCUUUCCUCUCCGGCUCGUUUUUGACCAAGGGCUGUGGUACAUCAAUGGCCGUAGGCGUUCCUAGAGCGGUCCAACGAGGAACCGGAAGUGGAAGGGGAAGAAAAAAAGCAAGCGCGGUUUUGGCGGGAAGUGGAAGGAACGGCCUCCUUGCGUAGAAGAGGGCUGAGGGGAGCUGCACGGGCGCUUCUCAGGUUGGUGAGAAGCCAUGCAGGCCUUUCUGAAAGGUCCGUCCUCAAUCAGCACAAAACCUGCACCUACCAAGGAACGGGGAGCAGCUGCCACUGCCGGAAGCAGUGGGGAGGGCAAGAGGGUCAGACCAGUUCCUUGGGUGGAAAAAUACCGUCCAAAGUGUGUGGAUGAAGUUGCAUUUCAAGAGGAAGUUGUUGCUGUAUUGAAGAAAUCCUUACAGGGAGCUGAUCUUCCCAAUCUCUUGUUUUAUGGCCCUCCUGGGACAGGAAAGACAUCUACUAUUUUGGCGGCAGCUAGAGAACUCUAUGGGCCUGAACUGUUCCGGCAUAGGGUCUUGGAGCUAAAUGCGUCCGACGAACGCGGAAUACAAGUCGUUCGAGAGAAAGUGAAGACUUUUGCUCAGCUGACCGUUUCGGGAAGCCGUUCAGAUGGCAAGCCGUGUCCUCCUUUUAAGAUUGUGAUCUUGGAUGAAGCAGACUCUAUGACCUCAGCAGCCCAAGCAGCCUUAAGGCGCACCAUGGAGAGAGAAUCCAAAACGACACGUUUUUGCCUUAUCUGUAAUUACAUCAGCAGGAUCAUCGAGCCUAUAACCUCUCGAUGUUCUAAAUUUCGUUUCAAGCCCCUUUCGGACAAAAUCCAACAGCAGAGACUUCUAGACAUUGCUAAAAAGGAGAAUGUGACAGUCAGCAGCGAGGCGAUCUCUUGCCUUGUUCAUGUGUCCGAAGGAGACUUAAGAAAAGCCAUCACACUUCUUCAGAGCACUACGCGACUGACAGGCAAGAAAGAAGUCACAGAGAAAAUUGUCACUGAAAUAGCAGGGGUUGUGCCUAAAGAAAUGCUGGAUGGAUUGCUAGCUGCCUGUCAGAGCGGCUCGUUUGAAAAACUAGAAGCCGUAACACAGAAUCUGAUCAACGAAGGUUAUGCUGCCACACAGCUUAUUAAUCAGCUUCACGAUAUCAUCGUUGAGAAGGAAGAACUCAGUGACAAGCAGAAGUCUGUUAUCGCAGAGAAGCUUGCUGAAGCAGACAAAUGCUUGGCAGACGGUUCGGACGAGUUCUUGCAGUUGAUCAGCCUCUGUGCAGUUGUGAUGCAGCAGCUCACUCAAAAUAGCUAGCCGUAGUGUGAAACCAACCUCUGGAUAGCUCCAGCCAGAAGUGUCUUCACAUUUUGACAUGGUUCUGACUCUUUGUGUUAUGAGCUGAAAAAUGUACAGGCAAGCAAAUCUGAACUGUUUUACCAUUCAGUUGGACCUUGCGGUUACAAUUCCUGUUCUUUGAGUAAAUGGAAGGAGGGAUUUGUAUCUUUUGUACAUUUUUGCCCUCCUUGCUCUUUAACCUCUAGACUAAAAAACAAACACUGCAUUUGGAAAUCCAGUGUGGUUUGUGGUACUUUCAUUAAACAUUCUCUCAAAUUCGU
Molecule: messenger RNA, 1694 nt
Organism: Heteronotia binoei (common prickly gecko)
Lineage: Eukaryota; Metazoa; Chordata; Lepidosauria; Squamata; Gekkonidae
Gene: RFC4
Product: replication factor C subunit 4
Exons: 11
Coding region: 295-1392 (365 amino acids)
Biological process (GO): DNA-templated DNA replication; DNA repair
Cellular component (GO): nucleus; DNA replication factor C complex
Molecular function (GO): DNA clamp loader activity; ATP hydrolysis activity; DNA binding
Source: RefSeq, a predicted model, not a curated record